AUGAAGGGAACGACCUUGCUGACAUUUCUUGCCUUCCUCUUCGCCUUCGUGAGCGCUGGUAACGAUCAUGACGCCGACGACUUCUGCAUUGCAACAUGCCAGACGAUCAAGGGUGGCUCCAUGAAGAUCUCUAGUCCUACCUGCCCUGGGGUUACCGGUGAAUAUUGUGAGGACUACUGCAAUUGCUCCGGGGAAGGCGUCAUGACUUGCAGCAACAAGGGAGUCAAAUGUUCACAGGAUGCAGUCACCAAGACCUGCGAGCAAGGACUGGCCAAACAAUGGGAAUGCUGGUGCCAAGACAUGUCUUAUUUCUCUGAUGGAUGGGGCCCGGGCAAGGGGGAAACCUGUGCAGCCAACUAAGAAUGCUGGACCUUCGUUCUGGGCCGGGGUCACCUGAGGCGCUUCCAGAUCGGUUGAGGGAAGGCGAAUGCGAACCUACGCAGGAGGCAAGAUUGGUUGGAAUUCGCGUCUCCUCUCCUUCUGCCAGAGGGUGCACACC
Messenger RNA from Cladophialophora immunda, 499 nucleotides. RefSeq lists its product as uncharacterized. The record is from RefSeq and is a predicted model, not a curated record. The transcript is spliced from 2 exons. Bases 1 to 360 code for a protein of 119 amino acids. NCBI's taxonomy places the organism in Eukaryota, Fungi, Ascomycota, Eurotiomycetes, Chaetothyriales, Herpotrichiellaceae.